Fraxinus pennsylvanica is the source of this 570-nucleotide messenger RNA. NCBI's taxonomy places the organism in Eukaryota, Viridiplantae, Streptophyta, Magnoliopsida, Lamiales, Oleaceae. The record is from the annotation of a GenBank genome assembly.
AUGGAUUGUAACAAAGAAGUCGCCAUUAGGGCUAAAGAUAUUACACAAAAAAAGAUAGAAGAUAAGAAUUUUACUGGAGCACGGAAGGUUGCAAUGAAGGCCCAACACAUCUAUCCUGAUCUAAAGAACAUUUCUCAGAUUAUUUUGGUUUGUAAUUUACAUUGUUUUGCUGAGACUAGGGUUUAUGGGGGUGAAAAAGACAGAUUGUUGAUGGUCGAGCAGUUCUUACAGACUGUGAAAAGUGGGUGUAAUAAGACAAUAAACCUGCCACAACAGCCGUCACAACAAGGAUUACAUAACAAUCAAUCAAACAGUAGAAAGUUCUUCAGUGAAUAUGAAGUCAAUUCACCCGGCAUGCCUCAGGAGGAGCCUACUUUUCCCCAACAGAAAGAUGCCACUAGCCAGCACCAGUUUAAAGUUGGCUCACAAAGUGCAUAUGAGCGCUCUACUUCAGAAACGGCAGCUGAAAGAAAUAUGAGCAAUGGAAAAGCAGCUUGUAAAAUAUUGCCAAAGACUCGAGACAAUUCAGAAGGUGGCGAGGGGUCCAAGCCGGGCGUGAAAAUUAAAUAA